AUGGCUAAUCUCUCAGGAGAAAUGCUCGAGUGGUUAGUUAAUGAUUAUUCACCAAGAUACUCGAUUCUCAGUCAACACCUUCCUCUGAAAGUUACCACAACGCCCUCUACACCAGAUGAGGAUGAAGGUCCACAAUUCAUGUAUCUGGAAGCUCCUCCAAUCGACUGUUACUGCGACGAGUCAUGCACUGCAUUGGGCGACUGCUGUUCGGAUUACACCUACGUGUGUCCACGCAGAGACUGUCGAGUGUCGGGAUGGGCUGAAUGGGAGCCAUGCGUACCUGACGAAGGCAGUUGUGGGACUGGUGUGGAACAACGAGUUCGGCAGGUCAUCGAUCCUCCUGUAAGAGGCGGAAAAGAGUGCCCAGCACUCAAGGAGAUGCGUACCUGCUUCAAACAGUGCACACAAAGACGAUCACUUGACGAUAUAACAACGGUCGCGCUACUCAUAGAUUAUCGAUUCAACGAUACUCGAUCGAAAAUGGCACGAGACAAUAUCUACUGGGAUCUUCCAUCAGUGCGCGAGAAGCUCAAACAAGCCACU
Messenger RNA from Ostertagia ostertagi, 543 nucleotides. The record is from the annotation of a GenBank genome assembly. Lineage: Eukaryota; Metazoa; Nematoda; Chromadorea; Rhabditida; Trichostrongylidae.